AACGUGCCACCCCUGCGUGGUGCUGUUGAUAUUCAGUCACCAAGUUGUUUCUUUGAUUUUCUGUUACUGCUAGAUUUGACAGCAUACGUCUUUUCACCAUGAGGUUCCUGUGUCGGUGUUACAACAGUGUGAUGUCUUUCAGGCGGACUCAAGGCAUUGCUUAUUGUUCUGUAGCCGGGACUCGGAGCAAUAGCUCCGGCAGCGCUGACAGCGACGGAUCGGCGAGAGCGGUGCCCCUGUCAUAUGAUGUGUUUGAUGGCACAGGGACUGAGACUCCCCUGGUGUUCCUACAUGGCUUGUUUGGCAGUAAAUCCAAUUUCCAGUCCAUAGCGAAGGCGCUGGUGCAGCGGACAGGCAGAAAGGUGCUUACUGUGGAUGCUCGAAACCAUGGCAACAGCACACACACCCCCUUCAUGAGCUAUGAAGCAAUGACCAAUGACCUCAUGAAUCUAAUGAGCCAGCUGCAUGUAGGAAAAUGUGUUUUGAUUGGCCACAGUAUGGGAGGCAAGUUGGCUAUGACGUCCGCCCUUCUACAGCCAGGCCUUGUGGAGCGACUGGUGGUGGUCGAUAUCAGCCCCAGCCAGACCACCAUGCACACCGGCUUCCCUUCCUACAUCACAGCCAUGAAAGCUGUCAAAGUAGACAGCGACAUCCCCAGAUCCACAGCAAGGAAACAAGCUGAGGACCAGCUGCGGCCAUUUGUGAAGGAGCUGACAGUGAGACAGUUUCUCCUGACAAACCUAAUUGAACAAGAUGGACACUACACUUGGAGAGUGAAUCUUGACGCUAUCAUCAAGCACUUGGAUAACAUCAUGAGCUUCCCAGAUUUCGACACGUCCUACCUUGGCCCAACACUGUUUCUGGGUGGAGGAAAUUCACCAUACAUCAGAUAAUACACUACACUCGAGUAUGAGCUUCAAUAACCCAGUGCUUUGUAAGUUUGGUAUUAUUUUGUUUGGACUGAUCCAUUGUGUUUUGAUCACACAGCUCCGAAGACUAUCCUAAAAUCCAACGCCUGUUUCCUAACUCCGAUAUCCAGUACAUACCUGACGCCAGCCACUGGAUCCAUCGGGACAGACCUAUGGUAUUUAUCAACUCCAUCUGUACAUUUCUGCAGUCCUAGUACAAUAGGAAACAAAACACCAUGCUGUCUUGGGACUGCUGCAGUGAGAUAUAGACUACAGUGCUCCCUCGCUAUAAGGCUGUCUACAGUAAGUACAGUACCGGUGUUGUUCAAACUGUAAAUAACUUCUCAAGUCUAACUUCCGUUUCUGUCUCUCCCUUUUGAUACAGGAUCUGAACUGAAGAAAAUCUGCGCUGGCACUUUAUAACACAGACAUCAGUCAGCAAAUAAAUAUUAGGCCUAUUACAUGGUUAUCUUUCCUAAUGUAUUUACUUUUUUGCUGCGAGAGGAGCUCCGGCUUUCUCUGGGAGACGAAACGCUUCAGCCCCGAAUGUUGCCUUUUUUUAUAGCGUUUUUUAUUUUUAUAUAGCGUUGAUUACAUCGUGCUUUACGCAUGGUUAAUUUACAAAAAGAUACAUUUUUGCUUCACUAUAUGCAUUAUAGAAAGGAGGUGUUUUAUUUUGAGUUUUAGUCAGAUGUGUGUUCUGUGUCCAGCGGCGCCCCCCCACCCUCUCCCCCGUUAAUAACGCUCUUUGGUUAUACUGCUUAUAUUGUGUGCCCCUCGAAACCCGCUUUCUAGCGAAGGAGCACUGUAUGUACACUUGUAAUACUGUACAAUAGAUACUGCUGUCUGCAACAAUAUCAACCCAUUCCAGGUACUGUUAGAGGAGGGAACAAACAGACUGCCUAUGUAUUUAUUUUAAAAAAGGCAUUAUAAACUAUAUACGCACAUCGUAAUAUGGGUCCAUGUAUUCCGUUAAUGUCCAUGUGGUAUUUUAUGAUCGUUAAUGUUAUCUUGUUAAUGACACUGCUGAACAUAUACAUUACAGCAGGAUGGUUGUUAAGGUUGCAAUGUUCUUUCCAUUAUGAUAUGUAUAUACAUCUAUGUCCUUGCUCAGAUGGUGACGUUUUUAUCUUACAUUUUCUAAUUUGCAAUGUGUUGUAGUUAUUGUUUUUACGUAACAGUUGUUUAAAACAGAGGACUUGCUGUACAGGAAUAGCGCGCAUUGUAACCUUUGAAACACUGUGUUGGUUGUUUGGGUGCUGUGAUGUAUUACGAUGGAUGUGAUAUUAAUAUUAUGGAAAUGAGUCUAAAAUGAUUUUACUCUUCAUGUUAACGCACAAGUACAACAUGCUGCUGUGCUUGCGAGGUUCGUCUUAACCCUUGAGCUCAUAUUAAACUGGUGAGUUAGA
Molecule: messenger RNA, 2317 nt
Organism: Acipenser ruthenus (sterlet)
Lineage: Eukaryota; Metazoa; Chordata; Actinopteri; Acipenseriformes; Acipenseridae
Product: protein ABHD11-like
Exons: 5
Coding region: 99-893 (264 amino acids)
Cellular component (GO): mitochondrion
Source: RefSeq, a predicted model, not a curated record